Siniperca chuatsi (mandarin fish) is the source of this 3460-nucleotide messenger RNA. RefSeq names its product transmembrane protein 102 (gene tmem102). The record is from RefSeq and is a predicted model, not a curated record. Bases 419 to 1966 code for a protein of 515 amino acids. NCBI's taxonomy places the organism in Eukaryota, Metazoa, Chordata, Actinopteri, Centrarchiformes, Sinipercidae. The transcript has 6 exons.
CCUCUGCUGCAAGGACACCACUGCUGUGUUGGAUUUACAAAGGGCUGCUCACAUGCUCAUGCAUCAAAACACUGUCUGUGCAGUCCUGGAACCGCCCUGCCCUGCUUCUACUAAACCUUAGCAUAGCCUUAUCGUAUUUGCGAGGACACGGGCACAAUUUUAAUCAUAAACCUGACCUCACAAAUCCGUUUGUAGUUCUGUGAUGUGGGGCGUGCGUGCCACUCAUACUACUAAUCCCUGGAUCCUCAGAGAAGGACCAUGAUUUCUGGGACGGUGUUGCCAGGGGAAAGGUGGCGCCUGGGACCUGUUGGAAAUGACAGCUAAAGAAGGCGGAUUGAAGCACAGGGAUCACAAAAACAGUAAACGUGGAAGAUAGCGAAGAAACUCCCUCGCGUCAUUGUGUAAAGGGGUUGUAUAGAUGGAGUCCCUGAUGAGUGCGGUGACGCCGCGCUCCCCAGCCCCUGCCAAGAAGCUAUCCGAGGUGGACUUUCGGUCAGGGGCCACCCUGGAGCAGUUGUCAGCCCAGGUGUCUGAGCUGGUACUUCUGGAACAGGGAGAGUUUGGAGACCAGACUGCCUUAGAGGUCCACACUGCCAAGGACUUUAUCUUCAACAUGCUAGGCUUAGUCCAGAAGGUAGACCAGCGCCUCCCGGUGGCCAACGAGUACCUGCUGCUGUCAGGCGGGGCCCGGGAGGGAGUCUUGGACCUCAACCCCGAGGACUUGGGGGACUAUGCCAAAGGGGCCGACUUUGACCUGGACUUCACCCUGCUGGUGCCCGCCCUGAAGCUCCAUGACCGCAACCAGCCUGUCACCUUGGAUAUGAGGCACUCCCCACCCUGCCACUCGUGGCUCAGCCUUCGCCUCUGCGACUCCAGUGUCCUGUCCCGCUGGAGCAUCUGCUGCCAGGAGGAGAAUGGACUUCCCACUGAGGAAGACGAGGAGGAAGAGGGAGAAAUGAGUAAAGGCUCUAUCCCCUCCCUGGUCUCUCCUCAGUCUCUGGAUGGAUGCUACUUCUCUCCCACCCUGGUGACAGACUGGUUCUGGGGAGUGGUGAGCGAGGCUGUGGAGGAGCUGAGGCGCAGCCCCCAGAGAGGCAUUCCCACCCCGGACCGACUGGAGAGGAAUGGACCCCUCACCACUAUCAUCCUCCAGGCAGGCUCUAGCCGGGUGCUGUACGACCUGCUGCCUGUGGUGUCAUUUCGGGGCUGGCCCGCUGUGGCCCAAGGCUGGCUGACCGCCAACCACUUCUGGGAUGGUAAAAUCACAGAGGAGGAGGCCAUAUCUGGCUUCUAUCUGCUGCCCUGCUGCUCCCCGCUGGGUGGUCGGCCCGACAGGGAGUGGAGGCUGGCCUUCUCACGCAGCGAGGUUCAGUUGAAGAAGUGCAUCCCCUACCCCAUGGCUCAAGCUUACCAAGCAGCCAAAGCUGUGUUGUCUCGUAUCCUUGCCCGUCCUCGUGCGGGCCUCAGCCUCUAUCACCUGCGUACCCUUCUCUUCUGGGCCUGUGACCGACUUCCUGCCGCCUACUUGUCCUGCCCUGACGUUGACACCCCUGGCCGCCUCCUCCUGGGUCUCCUGGAUGACCUGGCUCAUUGCAUCCUGGGCAAAAACUGCCCAAACUACUUCCUGCCCCAGUGCAACAUGUUGGAGCACCUGACAGACAGCCAGGCGCUGCUUGUCGCCAGGAAACUCGCCCACGUGCGUUCUGAUCCCAGCGAGCACCUCCGGGCGGCUCUGGACCAAGCCCAGCAGGCGGGCCAGCUGAAGAAGGAGCUAACAGCUAGCACCAACGGCCACGGCUCCCCCGGGCACCACCCAGCCAAUGGCAUCAUCUCACCUUCGGAGGACAAGCUGGCGCAGCGACUGCAGCAGCUGGUCACUGAGAACCCUGGAAAAUCCAUAUCCGUCUUCCUCAACCCUGACGAUGUCACCAGGCCACACUUCCGCAUUGAUGACAAGUUCUACUGAUGCAGACAUGCUGCAAAGGACGUGUGGAAAUGUGUGUGUUUAGCUUACAAACACACUCUGAAAAUGCUCUGAGCCGUCACAUCAGAGGGUACGGAGACUGAAAAUCAGGCAGGUGUUUUUCUUGCAGGCCUGGAACUGAACACCCUCCUCCUGCUCACCAUCCUAAGGCUGAACAAUGCAACAAAGCUUUGCUGCUUGACUGACUCUUUAAACCAAAAACUCACAUGUCCUACUACUGACAAUGACGUCCAAUUUGGCGGACAUCGCACAACAGACCCGAUGUCCUUAACGAGACUUAUCAGCUGGUGCUACUGGGCUUUAGUCAUGUGAAAUAAGUCCAGUGGAGAUCAACACAGAGAGAGUGUGUGUUUAUGUGUGUAUAUGUACGCCUAAGGGUUUUCACAUAUUACUUAUCCUUCUAAAGACAGAGGGAGAAAAGCUCGUUGAUUGCUGCAUUUCUCCCCUCUGUAUUUUAGAUCAGAGAGUGGGUGAUGGCUGAAUUAGAAAGGAAAAACAAGGUGUGGCUGAUGUAACUGAAUGUAAUGUUGUGAGGAGAACUGCAGAGGCUUUGAACAGAGUCUCUUUUCUCUGUCAGCUACGUUUUAGCCCUCUUUUUUGCUCCCCACGCCUUGAUUUAUGGCAGGUUUUUCAUUUAAAGAAAUCUUUCUCAGGUAUUCAUAAUACUUAUUAUUAUAAUUAUUAUUAUUUUUAUGUAUAUGAUUCCCUUUUAGGGUUUUUAACUAUAUUUCAAUGCCACUUACAUUUCAUUGGGUAAAAGAAUGUACCAAAGAGCUGUUUGAGCUGUUUUGCAUAGAGAAACACAGGUCUUACAUAUCCCUAAACAUCUUAAUUUGGUCCAACUUGAUGAAUCUACUGAGUCAUGGUCAGAAUUUCAAUUUACCUUUUCUCCUUCUGGAGGCCCGGUCACUCCGGCAUUUAAAACGGCGAAAUUUCGCAGCAAAAUCAAUUAAUUCCAAUGGAAUGGUCACGAUAAGUGGAUUUGCUCGCGAGUCGAAGUAAAUGCUGACGUUUGAGGGAACAGAGAACCAUAGAGUCAACAGUGGAGGAAGGUAUUAGCUUAUUGGCUGUGUUACACCAUCCAGUUUUAUUUUACCUUCUCUGUUGGAGUAUAAUCUGCACCACAAAAGAUAGUUUGCAGAGUUAUGAAACAGGAGUCAAUGGUACAAAUACGUCUCUUGAAAAUACUGUGUGAACAUAUCCUGUUAGCAACCGAGUAAGCUAGCUAAUGUGUUUGCUUACUGACAAUUAGCAAGCAGUUAGCAAACUUGUUUCCCCCCCUCUCCACUAGAACUCUUUACUGAAUGAAAUGAAUGAGAACAAAAUGCCAGGGGGAGUAAAUGGCCCAGUACAGAGAAAGAAGCUCGGUGAGGCUAGCAUUAGCAGUUAGUUCGCGAGCUACAAUUGUUCACCAACUAGCACUACGAGUAAUUACUACCAGAGCUUGAUUAUUUUAUCAACUUAUCGAUUAAUCGU